This is a messenger RNA of Prosopis cineraria, 4106 nucleotides long. RefSeq names its product importin beta-like SAD2. Gene Ontology annotation, cellular component: nuclear envelope; cytosol. The coding region runs from base 233 to 3331 and encodes 1032 amino acids. The transcript has 22 exons. The record is from RefSeq and is a predicted model, not a curated record. NCBI's taxonomy places the organism in Eukaryota, Viridiplantae, Streptophyta, Magnoliopsida, Fabales, Fabaceae. Gene Ontology annotation, molecular function: small GTPase binding. Gene Ontology annotation, biological process: protein import into nucleus.
CUAAUGUUUUUGUGGGAGCCCUUCUCCAUCUCUGCUUCGUUGUCACUCCCCAAACUGUAUCCGCUCUGUUCCAUCCGCUGUUCCUUUAGUUGGUCUAAACCCUAGAGCACGCACUAUCUUUCUUCAUCAAUUUGGAGCUAGGGUUUAGAUUAGCGAUCAUUUUUAAGCAUUAUUGUUUCCUUGUAAUUGUCUGAGUUCAUUUUGAUUCAGUGGGAUUUUGAUCAUUGAGAUUAUGGACCUUCCGAGUCUGGUUGUCAUACUUCAAGCUGCUCUUAGCCCGAAUCCUAAUGAACGUAAAGCAGCCGAGCAGAGCCUUGAUCAGUUUCAGUAUGCCCCUCAGCAUCUCGUGAGGCUGUUGCAAAUCAUUGUUGACAACAACUGUGACAUGGGAGUGCGGCAAGUUGCUAGUAUUCAUUUCAAGAACUUUAUUGCAAAAUAUUGGUCUCCGCUUGAUUCUGAUGCGCAGCAGAAGAUCUCACAGAGUGAUAAAGUAGUGGUGAAGGACCACAUUCUUAUGUUCGUGGCUCAAGUUCCUCCCUUGUUAAGGGUGCAACUUGGUGAGUGCCUGAAGACAAUUAUACAUUCAGAUUAUCCUGAGCAGUGGCCAGGGCUUCUUGACUGGGUGAAACAUAACUUACAGGAUCAACAAGUCUAUGGUGCCUUAUUUGUUCUCCGGAUUCUUUCUAGAAAAUAUGAGUUCAAGUCAGAUGAGGAGAGGACACCUGUUCAUCGGAUAGUUGAGGAGACCUUUCCUCAACUUCUCAAUAUAUUUAACAGGCUUGUCCAGAUUGUCAACCCAUCACUGGAAGUAUCAGAUUUAAUCAAGCUCAUCAGUAAAAUAUUUUGGUCCUCCAUUUACUUGGAGAUUCCAAGGCAGUUGUUUGAUCAAAAUGUCUUUAACGCUUGGAUGAUGCUGUUCUUAAAUGUAUUGGAGAGUCCUGUCCCAUCAGAAGGUCAACCUGUUGAUCCUGAGCUUAGAAAAUCAUGGGGUUGGUGGAAGGUGAAGAAAUGGACAGUUCACAUACUAAAUAGGCUGUACACUCGUUUUGGAGACUUGAAGCUACAAAACCCAGAAAACAGAGCCUUUGCUCAAAUGUUUCAGAAGCAUUACGCAGGGAAGAUUUUGGAGUGCCACUUAAAUCUGUUGAAUGUCAUUCGUCUGGGUGGCUAUUUGCCUGACAGAGUGAUCAACCUUAUUCUUCAAUAUCUAAGCAACAGCAUUUCCAAGAAUAGUAUCUAUACUCUGCUGCAACCUCGGCUGGAUAUUCUUCUAUUUGAGAUAGUCUUUCCUCUUAUGUGUUUCAACGAUAAUGAUCAAAAGCUUUGGGAGGAAGAUCCCCAUGAAUAUGUAAGGAAGGGAUAUGACAUUAUUGAGGACUUGUACAGUCCUAGAACUGCUUCAAUGGACUUUGUGAGUGAAUUGGUUCGAAAACGUGGAAAAGAAAAUCUUCACAAGUUUAUUCAGUUCAUAGUUGAAAUUUUCAAAAGGUAUGAUGCAGCUCCUGCAGAAUACAAGCCCUACAGACAGAAAGAUGGUGCUCUUCUUGCUAUAGGGACACUUUGUGAUAAAUUAAAGCAAACUGAGCCAUACAAAUCUGAACUUGAGCGGAUGUUAGUGCAACAUGUCUUUCCUGAGUUCAGCAGUCCAGUUGGCAACCUAAGGGCUAAGGCGGCAUGGGUUGCUGGACAGUAUGCCCAUAUCAACUUCUCAGAUCAGAACAACUUCCGGAAGGCAUUGCAUUGUGUCGUUUCUGGAAUGCGAGAUCCAGAACUUCCUGUGCGUGUUGAUUCUGUCUUUGCUUUGCGCUCUUUUGUUGAAGCUUGUGAAGAAUUGGAUGAAAUUCGUCCUAUUCUCCCGCAACUCCUUGAUGAACUUUUCAAACUUAUGAAUGAGGUUGAGAAUGAGGACCUUGUGUUUACUUUGGAGACAAUUGUGGACAAGUUUGGGGAAGAGAUGGCACCUUAUGCACUUGGGCUUUGCCAAAAUUUGGCAGCUGCAUUUUGGAGGUGUAUGAACACUGAUGAAGCUGAUGAAGCUGAUGAUCCAGGUGCUCUGGCUGCAGUUGGCUGUUUGCGUGCUAUUAGUACAAUACUUGAAUCAGUGAGCAGGCUUCCUCACCUUUUUGUUGAAGUUGAACCAACAUUGCUUCCCAUAAUGCGUAGAAUGUUGACAUCUGAUGGUCAAGAGGUUUUUGAAGAAGUUUUGGAAAUUGUAUCAUAUAUGACCUUUUUCUCUCCGACGAUAUCAUUGGACAUGUGGAAUCUUUGGCCAUUGAUGAUGGAAGCGCUGGCAGAUUGGGCAAUUGAUUUCUUUCCAAAUAUCCUGGUGCCUUUGGACAACUAUAUUUCUAGGGGGACUGCCCAUUUCCUUACUUGCAAAGAACCUGAUUAUCAACAAAGUCUAUGGAACGCAAUUUCAUCUAUUAUGGCAGAUAAAAAUUUGGAGGACAGUGAUAUUGAGCCAGCUCCAAAGCUUAUUGAAGUUUUAUUUCAGAAUUGUAGAGGGCAGGUGGAUCACUGGGUUGAGCCAUAUCUCAGAAUAACAGUUGAACGAUUGCGCAGAACUGAAAAAUCAUAUUUGAAAUGUCUUCUUAUGCAAGUGAUUGCAGAUGCUCUUUACUACAAUUCAGCAUUGACUCUUGGCAUAUUGCAAAAGUUAGGCGUUGCAUUAGACAUCUUCAAUCUAUGGUUCCAUAUGCUGCAGCAAGUCAAGAAGAGUGGCGUACGUGCUAAUUUUAAAAGGGAACAUGACAAGAAAGUUUGCUGCCUUGGUUUGACAUCAUUACUGGCACUUCCUGCUGAUCAAUUGCCAGAAGAUGCUUUAGGUCGGGUUUUCCGAGCUGUGCUCGAUCUUCUUGUUGCAUACAAAGAUCAAGUUGCAGAAGCUGCAAAGGAGGAUGAAGCUGAAGAUGAUGAUGAUAUGGAUGGUUUUCAAACUGAUGAUGUAGAUGAGGAUGAAAAUGACUCUGACAAGGAAAUGGGAGUUGAUGCGGGGGAUGGGGAUGAAGCUGACAGCAAUAAAUUUAGAAAGUUGGCCGAAAAGGUGAGGGCAUUCCAGCCUGAUGAUGAGGACAAUGAUGACUCAGAUGAUGACUGGACAGAUGAUGAAGAAUUGCAGUCCCCAAUUGAUGAGGUGGAUCCUUUUGUGUUUUUUGUGGAUACAAUCAAAGUGAUGCAAUCAUCAGCCCCGUUACGGUUCCAGAACCUCACCCAGGCUCUUGACUUCCAUUUUCAAGCACUUGCUCAUGGUGUUGCCCAGCAUGCUGAACUGAGGAGAGCAGAGAUUGAAAAGGAAAAAUUAGAAAAGGCAUCAGCUGCUACAGCCUCUUAAGCUCUUGGACGUACAUUCUCUGCAACUCGUUUGCUUCUCAAGUUUUUGGCUUUAUGUAUUCAUUCUUCAAUGGUGUCUGUUUCAUAAAGCCUGAGGCAUUGGUACUAGCAGAGCUCUACGUGCCUUGAGAAAGUCUGCUUGCUGUUUCAAAGUUCUCAGAGGUGUGGUCCCUGAAGUUCCCACUGAAAUCAGACGACCUUGAAUUUUGGGAACUGCAGGAUUAGCGCUUUCUCCCAAGUCUUAGGUUCCAUUUAGUCCUCGGUGAAAGAGCAUAUACCUGCAAAUCUGUGUUGUCUUCUUGUUCCUACCACAUUGGGGGUAUAGCUUUUAGCCUUUUGCAUGUCUCCAAAUUUUGGGUUUAUUAUACAUCUAUAAACCCUAGUCGGUUCUUGGAUGAAUGCAGAAGGGUUUAAAGCCCCCGUAAUAUUUAUGGCCUGUCGCAUAGAUGGGCCAUGGGGGGUUGCCAAUGCACGUAUUGGUAAAGUUUUGGUGUGGGUUUAGUAUCAGAGGUUCUUUUAAAACAUUUUUGGUAUUUUUUUUUUUCUUUGGAUGAGAGCAGAGUCUAGGAGAAUUUAGGGGAUUGAAUGGGUUUUGGGUUUUGGAGAGCCUACCUUGUGGUGGCUUUAUUUCGAGUUGUAAAAUUUUGUUCUCAUUCUUUAUAUUGAUUUAUUUAGGAUGAAAUCAUGAAAUCCUCUUCCCUGUUUGUAGUGAAUGUUAUUGUGUAUUAUUGUUUGCAUUGCAAGAUCAUGUUUUGGUGGAAGUUCCAAACGCUAAA